Megalops cyprinoides (Indo-Pacific tarpon) is the source of this 3107-nucleotide messenger RNA. Its product is annotated as 3-methyl-2-oxobutanoate dehydrogenase [lipoamide] kinase, mitochondrial-like. Lineage: Eukaryota; Metazoa; Chordata; Actinopteri; Elopiformes; Megalopidae. Gene Ontology annotation, molecular function: pyruvate dehydrogenase (acetyl-transferring) kinase activity. The coding region runs from base 249 to 1541 and encodes 430 amino acids. The record is from RefSeq and is a predicted model, not a curated record. Gene Ontology annotation, cellular component: mitochondrion. Gene Ontology annotation, biological process: protein phosphorylation; regulation of glucose metabolic process. The transcript has 11 exons.
AGAAAGCACCAUUUACCUCUUCUCUGAUGAGGCUUGCAGGAUAUGGCAAAUGAAUACCUACAUAGUAGCUAGCUGGCUAAAUGGUGAAAUGCCAAUGCGUUCAUUGAAGUGAGUGAGGCCUGAAGAAGCAUGAAUGGGGGGAAAUGAAGAAAAAAAUCUUUAAUUAGCUAAAUAAAUCGUGCAAUUCAAAAAACUCGAACGUAUUGAAGAACGGAGCCUGGACAGGUCAAAUCAACUGAGGUCCGAAAAUGCAGAGGAGAGUGACAAGCACAGCGAUCGAGAUGCUGGGCUGCGGUACCCUCGCUGGUCCUAGGCUGACGAAGCUUCUGCUGUCCUCUUUCAAGAAAUCAAUCAGCCAGCAAUUCUCAGUAAACUUCGGUAUGAACCAAAGAUUCCGGACCACGUCCUCAAUACAGGGAUAUUAUGAACUUGCCAGAGAGAGGUCUAAAGCUGUCGCCUCAUUUUACAACCAGUCUGCCAUAGAUGCGUCGGCGGAGAAGGGCUCUGUCAGACUGACACCAACCACCAUGCUGUAUGCUGGGAAGUCUGCUGAUGGACAUCAUAUCCUAAGCAGUGCCAAGUAUCUGCAGAAAGAGCUGCCCGUGCGCAUCGCCCACCGCAUAAAGGGCUUCCGCAGCCUGCCCUUCAUCAUUGGCUGCAACCCCACCAUCCUGCAAGUGCACGAGCUGUACAUCCGGGCCUACCACAUGCUGAGUGACUUCCCACCGAUCAAGGAUCGGGAGACUGAAGCUCAGUACAGCAAGCUAGUGCAGCAGCUCCUGGAUGAUCACAAGGAUGUGGUGACCAUGCUGGCCCAGGGUCUCCGGGAGAGUCGCAAGCACAUCCAGGAUGAAACCGUGAUUCGCAGCUUCCUGGACACCACCCUGACCUCACGCUUAGGGAUCCGAAUGCUGGCUACGCACCACCUUUCUCUGCAUGAGGAAAAUCCUGACUAUGUGGGAAUAAUCUGCAGACGCCUUUCCCCAAAAAAGAUCAUCGAGAAAUGGGUGGUUUUUGCCCGGCGUCUCUGUGAGCACCAGUACGGAAACUCCCCCCUGGUCCGGAUCAACGGCCACGUGGCGGCCCGCUUCCCCUUCAUUCCAAUGCCUCUGGACUACAUCCUGCCGGAGCUACUGAAGAACGCCAUGAGGGCCACCAUGGAGAGCCACCUGGAAACUCCCUACAAUGUGCCUGACGUGGUGGUAACCAUCGCCAACAAUGACACAGACUUUGUCAUUAGGAUCUCUGACCGGGGCGGAGGCAUCCCUCACAGGAUCCUGGAUAAAGUGAUGGACUACCACUUCAGCACUGCGGAGGAGAGCACCCAGGAUCCGCGCGUCAGCAACCUCUUUGACACCAUGACCAACAGCGGCCCGCAGUCAGGCCCUAUGCACGGGUUCGGCUUUGGCCUGCCCACCUCCCGGGCGUACGCGGAGUACCUCGGUGGCUCCCUCGCCAUCCAAUCCAUGCAGGGCAUCGGGACGGACGUCUAUCUGCGUCUGCGUCACAUAGACGGCAAGGGGGAGAGCUUCCGAAUCUGAGGGCCCCUGGUGGGCCAUCCUGCACAGGGGGGGUAGCGCCAUGCCCAGGCCGCCAGGCAGUGCUCUGGGGGGGCGAACAGCUGCCUGUCACGACUGGACAGGACUGUCAAAACGCCAUAAGCUUUUCAUUGGGGCACGGACUCCGUUAUAACUUCUGACUUGACACUGGGGUGACUGUUCCUGUUUAUGUUACCUAUGUGUAUAUACGUGCAUGUAUAUGUAUAAACAUGUCUGUCUCUCUGUGUUCUGCUGUGGUGUGGGAAUGGCGGUGUUCAGAGGCGGAGGGGCCACAUCUUAGCGUCAUUACACAACGCGGCCUCAGCCUUAAGGAGGUGCCUUCAGAAAGUCCUUCCUUCAGAAGCUCCUUGCGCUCUCUUGAAAAAUGCGGGUGACCCUUAAGAACGGCGAAGGCUGGGCAACUUUGCCCGCCGCUUGUAACACUGGUUUCCACUGAAGCGCUGAUGGAUAUCCUGCCAAUCUGAUCCGCGGAGGACAUGAGGUUUUAAGGAUUAGCCGUCCGGUUUUAUUACCCGGGGCAUUUAAGUGCGUUUGGAAAGCUCUGCUCGUGGGCCGUCCUUAAGUGCAGAGAGAUGUCUGACUGCAGUGCAGGGGCACGAUGUGAGAAACGUUGCAUUUAGAGCGAUUCGGCAAGCUCUCAAUCAGGGUUUACUGCUGGGGCGUCAGCAGUCUUUUUUACCAAAACACGCUAGGUGAAUUACAUUCAGCCAAACUCUUGCAGUAUCUGGUCUUGCAUUAACUCCUGCGUUAUCCCAGUGAGGUGUUACGUGUGUGGCUGUAGUUUUGGGUCUUUCCCAUGAGCGUUUAAGGCCUUUGACAAAACGAUCCAUACGUCUGAAACAACAGCAUAAAUACUGGUGUUAAAUAUAUUUGUGCUAAGGUGUUGCACUGUGUUUUUAUUUCAACCAGGUCUCUCAGCCAUCUUGAUAUUCUUAAUCAAGCGAUGCCUGUUAAUGUUAAUGCUGUGUCUAUGUUCCACACACUUUCAGUAUCACAGGAUGUACAGCAGAAUCAGGUGUCAUGUGAUGUAUGUGUUGUCAUAUCAUUUCUUUUCAGUGAUGGUCUGAACUGAAUUAAGCUAAGGAGAAACCCCCACAGGACUGAACUGAAAUUCAACAUGAAUUCAACCCUUUUGAUGGAAAUGUGCAUGAGCAGUUGUGUUAAAAUAUGUAAAUACAGGUUAUGUGCUAUAUGAGUAACUUGGGAUAAGAUUUGGGUAUCAUUGAAAUGUAACAUCCCACAAGCCAAUUUAAUGUGGCAUGAAUUCUGCCACUACAAUGACAUUUAUGAGUGGUAUUUUGUUAACUUUCCGCAUAUGUGUUAUUUUAUAAGCAAUUGUAUGUCUGUGUGUAUGUAGGUGCAUACAUAGCUGUGCCUUCUAUAUUUAUUCAUACCCAGAAUGUAUGGGAAUAAAGCAGAAUAUGAAUUUUCUCUGUAAUGCCAUGAAGAGUAGAGCUUAACAUCUUCAAGCCGAAGUAGCUGUCAAUUGCAUAUAUUUUCCUUUUGUUUGUUGCUCCUGUUUAAACAGGGGUGUGAAUAAAUAUUAAG